This is a messenger RNA of Paramecium primaurelia, 1957 nucleotides long. The record is from the annotation of a GenBank genome assembly. Lineage: Eukaryota; Ciliophora; Oligohymenophorea; Peniculida; Parameciidae.
AAUAUUAAAUAUAUUUAGAUGAAAACAUAGAUCGGAGUUUUAAUUCAUCUUCACAAAUUCACAAAUAUAGAUCUCUCUACAUAAGGAAUCUAUCAAAUUAGAGUUUCUGUGGUAUUAAAAUAAACUUAAAUUCUCUUAGCCAGGAGCUUAGCCAUACCUUAUUAUUAAUUCCACUCGUUAAGAAGCCAUUUCAGUUAAUGAGGUGGACGAAAAACAUAUAUGUUAUCCAGAAAAUAUACAUCAUUAAUAUUUUUAUUCUCAAGGAUUUUUAAUAAUAUAUGAGGAUGAAGAAAUGCUAACUAAUGUUGGUUGUGCAUUCCGAUUAGAAGAAAUAUAAUUUAAUUCAAAUAUUCAAAUCUAGAUGGAUUUACUUUUCUUAGAUAUAAAGUCACUUCCAGAUAUACAUUCUCAAGACUUCACUUAAAAUGUGAUGCAUUUACAUUCAAAAAUGAAACCAGUAUCACAUGCUUCAUUCUUAGUGUCCAAUCCACAUCAUUACAAUUAAAUGUAUUAUCCUGUUGAUUUUGAUACUAAUCAUUUCUGUAAUGUAUAAACUCAAAUCUUUACUACUCCUAUUAACAUAUCAUUCACUAAAGGAUUUGUAGAAGAAUAAAUUAAACUUCAUUUUAAUACUUUCAUUAAUUAAACUAUGCAUGUACUCACUUCUAAUAGAAAUUCUCUUCAAAACAUAAUGUUAAAGAUAUAAUCAGAUAAAAAAAUCAUUCAAUUAUCAUAUAAAGAAUAAGAAUAUAAUAUCAAUGAUCCUAAUUUAAUAAACUAGAUUAAUUAGGUAUAUUAUUCUAACUUAUUAGAGUUUUUAUGACUUACAUCACGAUCUCUAUGUCCUAUGGUGUGAAUUAAUUUCAAUCUUAAAAGAUAAUUAUAUAAAUCUCCUUAGAAUUUUAUAAUAAGAUUAUUGUGAUUAAAUAAAAUAAAGAUGGAUGAAUUGCAUUUUAAGUUAUUCUACUUAAAAUAUCAAUCUUUCUUCUCAUACAAAUCAAGAAUUAGCAAAAAAUAAACGACAUUCCUUAAAAAAUACUGAAUUUUAAAGAAUAGUUUAUAUUGAAGCCAUAAUUCCUUUGCAUUCACAUCCAUUUAUCUUUAGAACCACUCACUUAAAGCAAGGAUUAUAAUAAAUUUCAAAUGAUUUUAGAGUUCAUUAUGUUGUUUUACUUCAUGGUUAUUAAGGUACAUCUUAUGAUAUGAGAUAUUGGAAGGCAAUUCUAAAAAUUCGUUUUUAGGAUAAAAUAAAAUUGAUAUUGCCUACAUGUAAUGAAUUCAUUAAUAAUAAAUCUAUUAAAUAAUAAGCUUAUGAUUUAGCUGAAGAAAUAAUUGAUUAUAUAAAUCAUGAAAGAGUAUUUGAUUUCAAAUUAUCUUUUGUUGGACACUCUUUAGGUGGACUUAUAAUUAGAGCAGCUUUACCAAUGUUAUAAUAGUUUUAAAUUUAAAUGCAUUCUUAUAUAAGUUUAGGUACUCCACAUUGUGGAUAUGCCCCAUCUAAAAGCUUUUUAAUUGAUACAGGGUUAAUGAUGAUUUAAAAAUGGAAUAAAUGCAAAACACUUCAAGAAUUGAGUUAAAAAGAUAAUAAGAAUAUAGCAUCAACUUUUCUUUAUUAGUUAAGUACAUUUGAGGGAUUAGAAUGGUUUAAUAAUGUUGUUAUUCUAUCAUCUCAUUAAGAUCAUUAUGUACCUUUUCAAUCAGCAUUAAUUUAAAAUAUUGAAGAAUCUAAUGAUCCAAAAAUCAUAUUUUAUAAUUAAAUGGUUACAAAUAUAUAAUCAAAAUGUAAAAAGAUUGAUAGAUUUGAUAUUGACUUUUUGAUUACAAAAAAGUAUAAAUAUAAUUUAAUAUAUUAAGAAAAUUGGAUAAAUUUAUAGGAAGGGCAGCUCAUAUAGAAUUUAUAGAUAACUUAUUAUUCGUAAAGAUGUUUGUUUACUUAUUCAGUGAAUUUUUUAUCUGA